This is a messenger RNA of Naegleria fowleri, 2004 nucleotides long. RefSeq lists its product as uncharacterized. Gene Ontology annotation, molecular function: metal ion binding. NCBI's taxonomy places the organism in Eukaryota, Heterolobosea, Eutetramitea, Acrasida, Naegleriidae. Gene Ontology annotation, biological process: superoxide metabolic process. The record is from RefSeq and is a predicted model, not a curated record. The transcript has a single exon. Bases 1 to 2004 code for a protein of 667 amino acids.
AUGUCGCACCCAACAAGACCAAAACGAUCCAUGCUGCAUCCUAUCCAAUCUCAUCAUCAUUUAUUGACCAUCAUCACACGAUCGAUCCUUAUUGUCACUCUCCUCACAUUCUUCUUGUCUCGUGAUCAUGUUUAUUCAGAAUCAUCAUCAUCAUUGGCCACUCCUACUACCACCAUCACCACCACUCCAACUACUACUACUACCAAUUCCGAACCAAUUUCAAUGGCCAUUUGUCGAAUGCGUGGCACCCUUCAUUUACCAUCACUUCAUGGAACUUUUUAUUUUACUGUACCAUGGACCUCCUCUCGACAACAACAACAACAAUUCAAUAGUGGUAGUAGUAGCGGUGAUACUUCACAAUUUCUUCUCUACAUUAAUGGAAGUAUUAUUGGUUUUAACACUUUGGAAUUUUCUAAACGUUCUCUACCACUUCACAUUCAUGAAUUUGGAAAUAUUUUGGAAAAUGAUGGGAUGAGUGUGGGUGGACAUUUAGAAAUGAAUUCAAAAGAUGUUGGUGCUACUCUUUCACCUCUCUCAAUUCAAGAUACAUUGAAAGUGAAUUAUAUUCUAAGUUUUCAACAAUAUUCUCAUGCAAGUUCAGUACUCUCCUUGGAGGAUAUUAUUGGAAGAUCCAUGAUUGUACAUCACUUUGAAAAUAAUGGUACCAUGAGAAUUGGACAAUGUGUCAUUGCAGUCCUACCAACAACAACAAGUAGUAGUAGCAUUUCCACCACCACCAGUACUACCACCAGUAGGAGUAGUAGCACAACAACAAGUGACAGUAGUAGUAGCAUUUCCACCACCACCCUCAGCAGUGGCAAUGCCAUUGAUCACCUUUCACCUCAAUGGUCGUCGAAGUCCUCCUCAAUGGAGAGUUCAACAACGUCCUUCAACAAACUUGUGGCUCAUGUGAAAGGUACAAAUCCAUUCUCACAACCAGUGAAUGGAACAGUGAUUAUUGAAUCUGUGAAUAUUCCUCAAAAAGAUCAGCAAGAUUCAUUGUCCUCCUCCUCUUCAUUCAACAUGUACUUGAAAAUGUGUCAUUUGAAUUCGGCACUAUUGCACGACACAUCUUUAUCGAAUAUGGUCAUUUCUAUUCAUGAGGGUGGAGAUAUUUCUAAAUUAGGAGUACCCAUCAUGGAGAUGGACUAUCAUCCACCCCAAUCUAUCAUCAAUUCUCAACAAUUUACAUUUUCCUCUCCUCAAUUCAAUUCUCUAAAACAAAUUGCAGGAAGAGCCUUCUCCAUUUCACUUAAACAAUCAAAACAAUUACUUGCAUGGGGAACACUUGGAAUUGCACCUUCGAAUUUAAAUCCAAAAUUAACCCUCGAACAUAGAACAUGUGAAUCCAAUGAAAUCAAACAAGAUUUAACAUUUACUGUUAAUCCAACAGUCAAGUCUCGAUUCUAUUCAAAGAUUCGAAUUGAAAAUCAAGAUGCUAAUACUGGAGUCAUUCAUGAAUUUUCUGGAUUUUUAUUAUUUGAUUAUUUGAAAAGAAAAGUCUAUGCCAAAGCACAAUCACAAAUGAACUCCAAUCGAACCUAUGAAUUAGUAGUCAUUCCAAAUUAUUUUACAAAAUUUUUAAGUGUCUAUUUAUUGGUUGAUUCAAAAUGUUUAUUCUUAACAAGUCAACUUCAUCUCUCUCAAAUUCCACUUGAAUUGAAAUUACAACAAGUAUCUAAUCAUCCCAUCUAUCAAAUCACAUUCAAAGGAUUUGCUAUUGUGAAUGGAGUUCACUGUGAAGAGUGGUUCAUUAAAACAAGAGAAUUAUUUGGACGUGAAUUUGAUACUGAAAUUUCACUCUUCACAAGUAGAAAUAAUUAUCAUUUAGUGAAAGCAAUCAUUUCAAAGACACCCAUUGGAUCUGUUUCGAUUGAAUUGAGUCAAGUAUCUGAAUUGGAAUAUCCAUUCGAUGAUCAAUUGGAAGAAUGGACACAACAAGCAAGUGUGAAAUGUCGAUAUGGAAAUACGAUCAUGUUGCGUUCUUCUUCAAAUAAAUUUUAG